CAGGUCGACCUCGUGGCUGGCCUCCCUGCCGAGGUGCGGCCGAAGAGACGGCGCGUCCAUGGAAAGGACGAGGAGGAACCGACCGAAGUCGAAUGCGUCAAAAUAUGAGAUCCUCAGUCGCCGUCUUUCUCAUCCGACCCCGACGGACCUGAAGAGCUAGUUGCAACGAUCAAAAAUGGGACAAAGCGCCAAGAAGCUGAGUACGCGCAUCGGGCCAUGGAGCUGGCUGAACUCGGAAGAUGACCGGUGGGUGGAGCAAGCUUGGUUCAUCGACGACAUGCUGAGCAAAAACUGGGUGGAGCUGAUGACCAUCGCGGAAGCCCUCAACAUGGCCACGCUACGACUGAGACUGCAGCCGGAGAUCACGACAGUGGUUCACAUCUUCACUAAUAGUGAGCAGAGCCUGGAGUAUCUGACGCGCAAGUCGGGAUGCAAGCGUCUCCUUGAUGACAUAGUCAUGGAACCCAACCGGUACUUCAUCAAGAAGCUCUCCCGCGAGCUACACGAGCGCGGUGGGUGGCUAGUCCUGAGCCGCAUACCGGGACAUAAGCACGACGUGGUCGGUCACGCCAAGGCCGACAAAUGCUGUACUCAGCGAUUCUCGAGCCGGACAGAAAGCCUUGGACGACAUUAA
This is a messenger RNA of Parathielavia appendiculata, 634 nucleotides long. RefSeq lists its product as uncharacterized. The transcript has 2 exons. Lineage: Eukaryota; Fungi; Ascomycota; Sordariomycetes; Sordariales; Chaetomiaceae. The record is from RefSeq and is a predicted model, not a curated record. The coding region runs from base 176 to 634 and encodes 152 amino acids. Gene Ontology annotation, molecular function: nucleic acid binding.